Messenger RNA from Diachasmimorpha longicaudata, 7188 nucleotides. It is a transcript of the gene Htk, whose product is annotated as hat-trick. The coding region runs from base 546 to 6371 and encodes 1941 amino acids. The record is from RefSeq and is a predicted model, not a curated record. Gene Ontology annotation, cellular component: nucleus. The transcript is spliced from 6 exons. Gene Ontology annotation, molecular function: transcription cis-regulatory region binding. Lineage: Eukaryota; Metazoa; Arthropoda; Insecta; Hymenoptera; Braconidae. Gene Ontology annotation, biological process: regulation of transcription by RNA polymerase II.
CUCCAACAGAGACUGUCGGUAUUUUAUUUAAUUUCUGUAGAACGAAGAGAAACGAUCGACUGAGGCUUUUCGAAUUUUCUGACCAAGAGGAAUCGUACAGAGCCCACUUGAGGUUCUCCAUCUGUCAAGGAAGUCAUGGAAGAUGUCGCUGCGCUCCACUCCAUUCUUCCGCCAUUCUAUUUUUUCCCAGGCGUUCGUAAAUUCUCGAAGCGCUCCGAAUACAUCCAGCUCUUGGUGAUCACAAAACUCGGUAUUUUGUAUCCAAAAAGUGGUGGGAGAAGGAGGCAAAAGAGAAAAUUAUGACAAAGACACAGGGAGACGCAAGUACGUGAGUGUCUGCGAGUUUUUCUGGAGAAUUGCGUGAUACGGUGUGCGCCCCGUGUAUCCAAUCCUCCAGAUUUUUCCAUAAUCAUUACAGAUAUACCCUUUCGUGAAAUGUAUACAACGCAUUAUCAUCGGUGAUAAGUUGUUGUGAAUAUUGUGGAAUGGACGACCACUUUUUGGAGCUGAUGUUUGGAUACAUGGGGAUGAUAAAAGUAUAGAACAUGUUGGGUGACGAUCCACCGUACUUGUCAGUGGGCACUGAAGUAAGUGCCAAAUACAAAGGUGCUUUUUGCGAGGCAAAAAUCCGAAAAGUCGUGCGUUCAGUAAAAUGCAGAGUGACGUACAAACAGGGUCUGGGUACAGCGACAGUGACAGAUGAGCAAAUAAGAGGUACCCUCAGAGUUGGUGCAUCUGUUGAGGCACGACAUGCUGACAAAAAGGACUUUGUCGAAGCAACAAUCACGAAAAUUCAGGAUUGCAGUCAAUACACUGUUGUCUUCGAUGAUGGUGACAUAACGACAUUGAGAAGAACUGCAUUGUGUUUAAAGAGUGGUCGGCACUUUGCCGAAUCAGAAACUCUCGAUCAGCUGCCUCUGACACAUCCUGAACAUUUUGGAAAUCCUGUUAUCGGAGGAAGACGAGGGAGACGUUCGAGGCAAGCACAGGAUGACAGUAGCGAGGAUGAGGAGAGUCCACCCAGGGGUAGUCCAUCGGGAUCGGGAAUUGGAGGAAAAGAGGGCCUGGAAACCGAACCCGAGAUUGGCAGAGUCGUUUGUGUGGAGUUGGGGGACAAGAAGAAGAAGGACAACUGGUUUCCCGGGCUUGUUGUUGCUCCAACUGCCCAGGAUACCGUCAGGAUCAGAGUGAGAGACGAUUAUCUUGUUAGAUCUUUUAAGGAUGCCAGGUAUUACACAGUCCCUAAGAAAGAAGCUACUGAAUUUACGAAAGAAUUGGGAUUGAAAGUGGAGAACAGUACGCUGAAGCUCGCGGUAGAGAAAGCCCUUCUGUUUCUUGAGAAAAAUGAACUUCCUCCCCAUUGGGACAGGGAUUCUCUCUUCGGUAAUUCCCUGUCAAGUGGCAACAGCGACACAGACGCUGAUUUGGAUUCAGAUAGCUCUGACGACGAACCCCGAGAGGAGAAGGAUCACUUUGUAGCACAAUUGUACAAAUUUAUGGACGACAGAGGAACUCCAAUCAACAAUUGUCCAAUGAUAGGAUCAGAGGACAUUGAUCUGUAUCGUCUAUUCAGAGCUGUUUACAAACUCGGCGGGUACAAUCGUGUCACUAAUCAGAAUCAAUGGAAAUCUAUAACACGAAGACUUGGAUUAUCAACUCAUGCAAAUUUGAGUACUCACAAUCUCGUGAAACAGGCGUACAAAAAAUUUUUACACUCCUUUGAGGAUUUCUACAGGAAAUUGGGAUGUACCAUGGUGAAUCAUCCACGGGGAAGCAUAAGAAAACAACGACCUGGUAGAAGUUUAAUCAGGGAUAAAGACAGAAAUACACCAGUACCACCUAUGCUCCAGAAAUCAGAGAAAGAGAAAGAGCCAGAUGAGGAGAAAAAAAUUAUUUCUGAGGAGGAGAAAAAGCCAAUAGUACCUGUUGUUUCUCCAAUAGAAGAUGAAGCCCCCAAGCAAUCGGUGAAGAAGAAAGAACCAAUUGAAGAGCAAUCGAUAUCAGGUCCCGAGUCUGAUGUGAAUAUCGAGGUGGAGAGUACCGCGGAAUCUUCUAGCUCUGAAAAAUCACAAAAACCAUCAAGAUUCACUCCAGUUCCCUCCAAUCGGUUUAAAACCAUUACAAAACCUAAGGAAGAACCUAAAAAGAAGCUACAUGAUAAGAAGAAGCAGGAGAAUGCCUCAUCCUCAUCGUCGACGUCAUCACAAUCCAGUUCAAGUGCCUCAACAGCACCUGUUGUGAAAAAGGAUAAGAGUAAGGACGAGGAUUCGACCAAGACACGUUCAAAAUCAAAGGAGGACAUGAAAUCCAAGGAGUCCAGGGAGAUUCGUGAGACAUCACGUGAGUCGGAAAAAACUAAAGGCAAUUCAACGAAACAACGUAGAAUGAUGGAGGACGAAUUGAAGAAGCAACAGAGGGGAAGAAAGAAGAGAAAGGACAGUGAAAAAUCCAGAGAUAAGGAUGACAACAGUGGAACUGAAUCAUCAGCACCUUGUUACAAGGGUCCCAUACAACUUGGUGAUCGUCUAAAGGUAUAUUACGGCCCCACUCAUGAAUCUAAAGUCACUUAUGAAGCUAAAGUCAUUGAAAUUCAGCGAAUUGACGAGGGUGCAGAGCUGGAUUAUCUUGUUCAUUAUACAGGAUGGAAUACUCGUUACGAUGAGUGGAUAAAGCCCACCCGAAUUGCUCAAAAUUUUACCCAGACACAGGGACGCGUCAAGAGAACAAAAGUAACACCUAGACCACAAACACCCAGCACAAAUUCCAGUGUUAAAUCAUCAAAGACUCCGAGCGUUCAGCAAACAGGAAGAAGAAGAGCACAGAGCGUUGCACCAAGUGGUACUAAGAAUUCAUCAUCAGGAUCAUCAACUGGUGGUUCAUCUUCAUCGACAUCGGGUGGUGGAAAAGAGAAGGAUAAGGAUAAAGAUAAAGAUAAAGAACCAACGAGAUCAACAACACCGUUAUCAGUUGCUAGUUCAAGUUCAAGAACAAAAUCACCAGCAACUCCAGCAAGUAGACCAACACGUAAUGCAACGAGAAAUCUUGAACAAAUGGGAAUUGAAUUGAGAACCCGAAGAACACGGAGAAUGUCCGGGCAUACCGAUUUAUCAGUUGCUACUGAGAGUGAGGAUUCGGAUGCUUAUGAAACUGAUAAUACAGAGCCAGAACGAGCGAGAACUAGGUCACGAGGAACUGAGGAACGAAGACGACGAGAGGUUAGACGUAGGGUUGAGGAUAGAAUAAAACCUGAUGAAAAUUCGGAAGUUGAUGAUGAUAAAGAUCCUGGAGAAGAGCCACCUAGGAGAACUAGGAGAUUGAGACGAGCGGUUAAGAAAAAUCAGGAUACCAAGUCAGAGGAGGCUGAGAGUGGAAGUGGUUUAUUUGCUGAUGAAACUGAUGAACCGGAGGAGAAUGAUGAGGACAAUGAUAAUGAUGAGGAUGAACCAGAGGAGAAUGAAUCGGUUGUCGAUAGGUUUGACAAGUCCUCGAGUCAUGAGGAAGCUCCGAAGGGCCGGGAUUUUGAUCUCAAUCAAAUUAGGUCGGAAUUGAAAGGAUUUGAUAAAGCUGUCAAGCUCGAGACCAUCAGAAUUGAGCCUGAGAACUCGGGAGAUGAAGAUGUCAAAUCCAAAGUUGAGAAUUUUGAGAAAGAUGUCAAGUCUGAGGUUAAGGAUAUCAAGAAAGAGCUGGAUGAGGAGGAGGUGGAUGUGGAGGUGAAGCCAAUUGUUGAGGAAGUUGUUGCUAAACCUCCCGCCUCGCCCUCACCAACUACAGAGGAUGUUUAUGAAUUCAAGGAGCCGGAACCCUUUGAGUUUGAGGUACGAAAUAAACGUGAUUCGGGGGGAGAUAAAGAUAAAAGUGGAUUGAAAAAGAGAGUCUUUGAUGAGGAGCUGAAGAGCCCCAAGAAAAAGCAGAAAACUAUUCCCCCUGUGGUUAUGAAGGAGGUCAAGUCCGAACCAAUGGCGAUUGCAUCAAUAUCCAUAUCUCCGUCGGUUGCUAGUGCUGGAGAAAUUGAGACGAAGAAAAAACCAAAGAGAUCACCGGUGAUAAAACGUACUGAGGAGACUGAAAUUCCUGAGACGAGUGUCAUAAAGUCAUCUCCGAAGGAAUUUGAUAAAUCUGUUGAUGUAAAAACAAUUGCACCAGUUUCAUCCGUCGUCUCCUCUCCUUAUAUCCCUGAGGAUGUUCCGAAAUCAAUUGUCAAUUCAGACAUUUUGUUUCGAAAUAUACCAGGAAAUGAUGAAAAUACAGCUGAUGCAGAUGAUCUAGACGACAGGCUUGUGAUAUCAGAAUCAGAAAUCACAGAAAUCGAUGAGAAACCUGUCCUCACCUUCCAACUAUCGUCUUUCAUGUCAACAGAGGUGGACAAGGUCGAGCCUUUGAUGAAGGAAGAGAAGAAGGAAUUGCCGGUGACGAGUAAGGAAAAAGAGGAAAAGAUACUGAUUCCCAUGAGUUUACUCCCGAGUACGAUAAUUGUCUCGACAUCGACAAAUGUCAUUUCAAAUACGACACUCUCAGCAACAUCAGCUAUUGAACGAAGAAUUCUGGAAGCUAAACUUCCAUCAGUGGUGUCAUUGAGCCCUAGCACAUCACUGGUACCAGCACCAAUCAGUGCUAGACUUCCAGCAACCUCCACCAUCGAGGAAAAAUUGUCAGCAGCAGCGUUGGCUUUUAGACAACAAAAACCCAAAGACUCGAAACGAGAUGAUGAUGCUGAGCAAAAAAGAAGGGAGAGUAUGAAGAAGAAUGAGACAAUGAAACGUGGUAAAGCAAUUAAUGACUCUGUCGAUGCACACUGUUCAAAGCAACAGAGACCCGAUGACAAGAAGAAAGAUACUGAUGAUAUUUGCUCGGCAGAAGUCCUGAGAACAGCUGUAAAACACAAGGAAGAUGAAUUUGAACAAGCGAAAGUGCGAAAAGAUUCUGAUGUUAAGAAGUCUGCAGAAGUUAAGGUUAUUGAUCAUCGUCGAAUAAUUGAGAAACGUCAGAUUGAUCCGUUGAAGGAAAUAUCAGAGUCCACAGAGUUAGAGAAGCAGAAGAGAAAAAAAAUACUGACUCACGAAUUUGUGGACUCGACCGACUCCAGUGAUUCAGAACAAAAAUUAGUGAUUGAUAAUUGUGAUGAUAAAUGUGAUAAAAUAAUCAAGACCGAGAAGCCAGAUAUUCCCAUUUUUGACGUGAAAAUAAAAACAAAUUUGGAUGUUAAUCCUCCAGAUCAGAGUUAUCAAUUGGAUCAGAAGAGUUGUUUGUCAGCUGUUGUCGUUAAACAUGAAGAGGAAGGGGAGAAUAUGAAUUUACUGUGUGAAGAGGAGAUUCCAGGCUCUCCAACUCCAGCUAUGGAGGUGUUGGAUCAAGAGGAUCCUAAUGAACGAGGCCUUGGAAAGGACAAACUCGAUAAGAAGAUUGUUCUUCUUGAGAUGCCAUUUGCAAGUGCUCCAUCAUCUGGAGGGCAGAGCACAAGUCAAGGAUCGGGCUUGUCGAUGACUGUGGCGAGCUCUUGUGGAGUACAGGCUGCUCCCAACCAUGGAAUAUUGACUGGAGUGCGACAACAACCGGUUCAGGCACCGGUUCAACCGGUACAGGGAGCUGUUCAGGCACUUCAGGUGAUUCAGAAUCAUAAUAGAAGAGAGACUAAUGAAGCUGCGCCUGUUAUGGAUAAUACACCCCCGACUACACCUGAUUCAACGAUUUCAAAUGUAUCGGAGUCACCAAGGGAUGAGGAGAGAGCUGGGGGAUCAUCUCCGACGUCUGAGGACACUGUCAAGAGUAGAGAUGAGGGUGAGGGGGAAGAGGCCAAGGGAAGUGGGUUCAAUGAUGGAAUCGAUGAGGUUCUUGGCGGGGAUGAGGGCGGCGAUAUGUUGGGAAUUGAAGGGGCCAAGGUAAGUGGGCCAGUGAAGAGGCCUGUUGAGGAUCCUGGGACGCCCAAAAAGAGGAAGAGGAACAGAAAAAAUUCAGACUGUGGAAAGGAGAAGAAGGGGGGGAGAACUAGUGGAAGAAUUACGAGGCAGGGAGCUGGUGGCAGUGACAGUGAUGAUACUAGCGAGGGAUCCAAUACUGGGGGGAGUGGACAUGGUGGAGGAUCUGAUGGAGUUGUCAAUGGAAUGGGGGAAACGUCGCUGGGGAGAGGAGAUCAUAAGUCGUUGAAGUACAACUUUUUUGUUGAUCUGGAUCCUGAGCUCGAUGGAUGUCAGAGGAUAGCGGUACUGCAACAGAAAUUGUCGGAAAUUAAGAAGACUUAUAAUAUUGUGAAAACUGAACUUGCGGCGAUCGAGAGGCGGAGGAAGAAAUUGCGGAGGAGAGAACGUGAAGCUAAAAAACUGUCAAUAGCAGCUAUGAAAGCUGCCAAAGCCGAGAUGCAACAGGCCUGUGCUUAAAUGACAAAAAAAAUUUAUCAUUUUGACACAAUUAAUGUAAAUAAUGAAAUUGAAGUUUAUUCACAAAUUCAAACGCACUUUGGAGCAAAGUUGAUCAACUUUGAUUCUUGUACCCAUUAAUUCGUUAAUUUACUGUCACUAUUGUCUAUUGGUAAUUGUAGAUAGGGAGAUGGGAGCAGCUAAUUGUUCACCACCUAGCGUUAAUAAAUUAAAUAACUCAUUAAUGUAAUUGAGUUGAUGAAUGAGAAAGUAAAAAUUUUACAAUCUUUGCGAAUUAAAAAAUCGACUGUAUAGAAUACGAUUUACAAACUAUUUAUCUAGUUGAUAAAUCAAUCCAAAUGAAUUUAUUGGUUCACAAUGAAAUUGUACAUUAUAUUUGAUUUAUUGUUUUUUUUUGUUUAGAAAUACUGUAAAUAAUUAUAUCUUGUGUUUGAACUCAAAAAUAUAUACAUUUCACACUCGCUUUGCUUUUAACGUGAGAUAUUUUCGCAAAGAUUGCCCACGAAAUUUUGAUAUUUACAGUAGUAAAUGAUAAUUAGCUCAAAAUUUAGGUAACGUUGAUAUAAAAAGAAUGAGAUCAAUUCUCUUUUUAUUCUCGUACGAUAUUUAGAUUAUAAUCAUGUGAAUAAUUUUGAUUAAGAGUUUCCUAUUUACAGUUUAUUCAUACAAAAGAACAAAACAAUUGUGGAAUAUUACGUGUUUAGAGUACGCAUUAGGUGUUGAAAGUGUUUUUUCAAGAAUGAAAAUGUUGAGGAGUGCUAAAGGAUACUGGAUAAAUGUAAAGAGCAUGAAAUAAUAAAUGAUAAUUGAAGGAAAA